Molecule: messenger RNA, 1444 nt
Organism: Pisolithus orientalis
Lineage: Eukaryota; Fungi; Basidiomycota; Agaricomycetes; Boletales; Pisolithaceae
Product: 60Kd inner membrane protein-domain-containing protein
Exons: 4
Coding region: 32-1003 (323 amino acids)
Biological process (GO): protein insertion into mitochondrial inner membrane from matrix; mitochondrial respiratory chain complex IV assembly
Cellular component (GO): mitochondrial inner membrane
Molecular function (GO): membrane insertase activity
Source: RefSeq, a predicted model, not a curated record
AGUUGACCUACCAGAGUCUGCCAAGUGAUUGAUGUUGGCAAGAUAUGCUUCUCGCACGAGUCGCAGCCUGGGUAGGACACAGAGGCAACUGCUCUCUGCUUCGUCCCCGCACAGAACUAUCACCAGCUUGGACACCCUCGCGGACGGCUUCUUAGACCUCGCAACAGCCUUGCCAAUACCACCGUCCUGGCCCCCUUAUUCGACUGCCAUCAUAUUGUGCACAGUGCUCUCGCGACUUGUUCUGACGGUCCCCUUCUCAAUAUGGGCCAAGCGGCGACAGUGGCGAGCUGAGGAGGCGGUCAUGCCCAUCAUGCGUUCCAUGGCGCCCCAGGUCGCCAGAAGUGUAUCCGAAGAAAUGACGAGAGAGAGGGUGCAUGGUACAAAGGAGCAAAUUCAGGCCAUACAUAGCAAGAGAGUGAAAGAAAUCUUGACGAAACAGCGGAAGCUACUGUUUGCAGAGCAUCGGUGUCAACCGGCAGUGACAAUGCUCAUUCCUCCUGUCACGCAGCUUCCUAUCUUCGUGGGCCUUUCAAUCCUUUUCUCUCGCCUAUCACAGGCUCCAACGCCCUUCGAUUCCGAAUCCUUCUUCUCUCUGUCUACCCUUACGCACGCGGAUCCGACGGGGGCCUUGCCUAUCGCACUUGGUUUCAUCACCCUAGCCAAUGUAGAGAGCUCUCGCUGGUUUAUGACAGAUACUCAACUUAAGCGCGAGGAACAAGUUCAGCAGUGGAAAGAACAGCGGAUCGCACGGGGUGAAACCGUUCUUGAACCUCAAAAGAUUGUCAAAUCAUCUCUCAGGUUGGUUUCCGUUGGGCGAAUCGUUGUCGCGUCCAUGGUCCCCGGGAGUGUUGUUCUGUACUGGGUAACAUCAGCUGCCUUCGGAUUGGUUCAGACGUGGAUGCUCGACUACUGGGAACUUAGGAGAAAACGGAACUUGGAAACCCGUCCAUUGCAGAUGUCUCUGGGUGGAGCUUUGGGCCAUGGCCAUCGGUAUGUUGACUAGUCCCUAUACGCCCGCCUUAAUCUUCGUGGGGAGAUGAGAAACUGGUCAGGAGGGAACCCACGCUAAGCGAAUGGGUGCCCGUUGAAUUCGUCUUGAUCUAAUCUGAGCUCAUUGGAUUGAUUUCUGUCCAUUUACCAAUUACUGAAUCCUUCCGCCUUUAAGGUCGACAAUUUCGAAAAAACCUCAACCACACAGUCGUACAAGAGGGCAUCGAAGGUAGCCACGUAACGCAUGUUGGGUGUUCUAAUCGUUCAGCUCUAGAAAUCCACCGUCUGGAUAAAUUACACAUACCGUAUAUCAUUUGCGUCAGCCUCUCAUUUACUUUUAGGAUCUAGAUGAUUCGAUGAUAGUGUAACCAGCUGAGAUCAUAGGUGUGAGUUAUUGGUCAAGGUCAAGUCUAAUAGAGGCAGAAUGGCAAGGACUAGCAAUGACAAAAGGCGA